Messenger RNA from Saccostrea echinata, 1107 nucleotides. RefSeq names its product peroxidasin homolog. The record is from RefSeq and is a predicted model, not a curated record. The coding region runs from base 1 to 861 and encodes 286 amino acids. Gene Ontology annotation, biological process: cell-cell adhesion. Gene Ontology annotation, molecular function: cell adhesion molecule binding. Gene Ontology annotation, cellular component: cell-cell junction. Lineage: Eukaryota; Metazoa; Mollusca; Bivalvia; Ostreida; Ostreidae. The transcript has 6 exons.
AUGUGUUUCCGUGUACUGGGAAAAGAUCUCCAUAUCCCGGAAUCAGAAUCAACGCCACCUGCCUCGCCAGCUACAGAAUUCCGCCACCCCAUUUCAAGUGGUCCAAGGGAGUGGAUGGAACUGAUCAAAUACAUACUACUAUAUACAUCCAACGGCAGAUCUAGCGUGAGCCAGUGUGUGACAUUUGUUAUUGAACCAUAUAACACGUCUGCACCUAUUGGAGGGACCGGAACGCUCGCCUGUAUCGCUACUAACCUAGGAUCAGACAGUGUGUCGUGGAAAAGGAAGCAAAGUUCCGGAAAUGGUUACGAUUCUCUGACUUUUGGAACCAACAUUGUGACAUCCAUUCAGAAUAAAUAUGCAGUAUCCGGUACGGCUAACCUGACAAUCCAGAACGUGGCUGCCUCGGACGAGGGACUUUAUCAGUGUGCUAUUGGGUCUACUGUACGUGAGAUCUCCUUCACACCUGUCAUUCUACCGACCAAUGUUUCCGUGUACUGGGAAAACUCCCCAUAUGCUGGAAACAGAGUCAACAUCACCUGCCUUGCCACCUACGGAAAUCCACCACCCUAUCUCAAGUGGUUCAAGGGAGUGAACCAGAUGGAACUGACCCAGAAUGCAUACUACUAUACGUCCAAUGUCAGAUCUAGCGGAUACGGAGAUGCAGUGAGCACAAUGGCACUGAUUCUAAACAGCAAUGACCAGAAUCAGGAAAUCAGGUGCGAGGCUGCGUAUGACGGUUACGAGAGAGCCAUGGAGUACACACUCAACAUCCAACUCAGCGGUGGACCAUCAUUGAAGGCACAAGGAUUGCUGGCAGCUCUGUUUGUAGCCUGCAGCUUGGCGUUCAAGAGUUUAUAAUGGACUGCAGAUGCUGAUUUAACUGUGUGAACAUUUACGAACAGAAUCUCUUGAAACAAUUUUGCUCGAUCUCUUGGACAACUUUUUCGUGUUUCGGGUUCUUCUCCAUGGAUUUCCGAUGUGGAUCUCAUACAUCUAAAAUAGGUGCAACAAGAUGGCAUAUGUAAAUUGUGUUUUCAUCUCAUAAAUUACAAUUAAAGACCGGAAAUGAGACAAAUUUUGCUUUGUUGAGUACUAAACAAUAGG